ACAUUCAAAGAGAAUGUUUGUAAACGCCUAACUAAAAUGAAUAUUCGAUAUUAUUUGUUAAUUGGAUUCGCAAUUUUUGAAUUGGGAAUACGGCGUUGCAGAGGUCAUUAUCCAAUUGUGCCGAUUACACCAUAUCCUAUUGCUGUUAAUCCAUGCCCGAACAGUCAAACUGCCUGCUGUGGUAAUCAACAGCUUGCUCCUUGCUCUGAGCCACCAACGAAUGGAGUUAGUUGUCAACAAUGUCAAUCAUCAACUACUUGCGCCUGUUCUACAAUACAGACGAAUCCAAUUCAAACCUGUUCCUCUUGUUGUUCAACAACUCAAUGUUGUGGUUCCACAACUCAAUGUUGUGGUUCCACAACUCAAUGUUGUGGUUCGACAAAUCAAUGUUGUGGUUCCACAACUCAAUGUUGUAGUUCCACAACUCAAUGUUGUAGUUCCACAACUCAAUGUUGUGGUUCCACAAUUCAAUGUUGUGGUUCAACAACACAAUGUUGCUGUGGAAAAGAACCACCUAAAAUACCAACGCCAGCACCACCAACACCACCAACACCACCACCACCACCAACAAUAUCCACUGCCACGACUCCACCCAUCGUAUGUCCUCCUGGAACAAUACUCAUUGGACUAGUGUGCACUAUUAUAUAUUGUCCCCCUGGAACUCAAAUGGUAAAGGGUAAUUGUGUUGUCAUUGAAUGUCCGAAAGGUACAGUUUGGAUUGGUCAUAGAUGUGGCGUGCCUGAACCCACUGUACAGAAUAUAACAAUUUAUAAUACAAUUAUAACUCAAUUUAAUCAAACAAAACCGGACAUUAUAAUAAACAAUACGAACAACAUUGUCGUUAAUGCAUCGGUGAGUUUAAACCACGAGAGCAAUCAGGACAUUUCGAAUACAACAAAACCAUCGAAAUGUUGUGUUAUCAUGACGCCACGCAUAUGUGAGGAUCGUAAUAAUCGUUGGCAGUGUUAUAGUCGCCGCUCUCGUAGAUGUGGCACAUUUUGUGUUGCACCCAAAGUUUAUCUCAGACCACCACGGAUACUGGUUCGACGUAAAUACAUUGUAAUGCCACCUAUUCAAUAUGACUGCGAAUUGUACGGACACUGUGGUCCACAUAUAGGUGGCUACGACUGUUCGGGCUGUGCAAUUCACCAUAUGGAACAUUGUUCACAAUACUGCUAUAGUUAUUCAUGUUCAUCUAGUAGAUGUGCUUUUUAUGAUCAGAUGGAUUACUGUGCUCAUCAACCAGGUUCAUAUGGAUGUCAAGAAGAGGAUGGUUGUUAUGAGGGUUGGUGUGGUACCACCAUGUGACAUCCAAAGUGAUGCUUCACUCAGGCAAAAUGCUAGAUUCUUUUAAGUUUAUGCCUUACUAAGUAAAAGGAAAUAGAAAUAGUUUAAUAAAAAA
Messenger RNA from Calliphora vicina (urban bluebottle blowfly), 1402 nucleotides. RefSeq lists its product as uncharacterized. Bases 37 to 1308 code for a protein of 423 amino acids. The transcript is spliced from 3 exons. The record is from RefSeq and is a predicted model, not a curated record. Lineage: Eukaryota; Metazoa; Arthropoda; Insecta; Diptera; Calliphoridae.